GCGGCGGGGCCGGGCGUGGAGCCGGGUCCGGGCGGUGCAGCGGCGCCGGUGGGGUCGCUCCGGUCCCGGGGAUGCACCUGAACGGCACGGCCCCGGCUCUGCCGGGCGGCCCCCCCCGCCCGCACCCCGGCGGUUACGCCAACGCCUCCAACCGCUCGGACCUGCUCCCCAAAGGACCCGACGAGGAGGACCUGGACGUCAACACCGACAUCUACUCCAAAGUGAUGGUGACCGUCAUCUACCUGGCUCUCUUCUUGGUGGGCACCGUGGGGAACUCCAUCACGGCGUACACGCUGGUGCGCAAGAAGUCGCUGCAGAACCUGCAGAGCACCGUGCACUACCACCUGGCCAGCCUCGCCUUCUCCGACCUCCUCAUCUUCCUCCUCUGCAUGCCCAUCGAGCUCUACAACUUCAUCUGGGUCCACCACCCCUGGGCUUUCGGGGGGGUCGUCUGUAAGGGCUACUACUUUCUCCGGGACGCCUGCACCUACGCCACGGCGCUCAACAUCGCCAGCCUCAGCGUGGAGCGCUACAUGGCCAUCUGCCACCCCUUCAAAGCCAAGAGCAUCAUGUCCCGCAGCCGCACCAAGAAGUUCAUCAGCUGCAUUUGGAUCGCCUCCUUCCUCCUCGCCAUCCCCAUGAUCUUCACCAUGGGGGAGAUCUACGGCAAGGACCGCGAUCCCGAUUCCCUCAUCUGCACCACCAUCGUGGACGCCUCCACGCUGAAGACGGUUAUCCAGGUCAACACUUUCAUCUCCUUCGUGUUCCCCAUGGUGGUCAUUUCUGUGCUCAACACAAUCAUCGCCAACCAGCUCAUGGUCAUGUUCAAGCAGGCUGCCCAGGAAAACCAGGUCUGCACCAUCGGUGGGCAGCAGACAAUGCUCAGCAUGUCCAUGGAGCCCAGCCGCGUGCAAGCCUUGAAGCACGGCGUGAGGGUCCUACGUGCUGUGGUGAUUGCCUUCGUGGUCUGUUGGCUCCCUUAUCACAUACGGCGUCUCAUGUUUUGCUAUGUCCCCUCCAGUCACUGGACAGAUUUCCUUUUCAACUUCUACCACUACUUCUACAUGCUGACAAACGUCCUCUUCUACGUGAGUUCAGCAAUCAACCCCAUCCUCUACAACCUGGUGUCUGCAAACUUCCGACAGAUCUUCCUCUCUACACUCACACUCCUGUGCCUGCCAUGGAGGAAGAAGAAGAAACGACUGGCCUUCACCAGGAAAUCCAACAGCAUCUCCAGCAACCACACAUUUUCCAGCCAGGUCACAAGGGAAACUACAUACUGAAGCCAAAGGAGGAAGGGAAAUGCAUUUCAUCGUGGAGUCAAAACUUGGGAGAGGCCUCUGUGACUUUCAUGCAUGGUCUCCAAAUUCAUGUAACACAAAUGUGUUUAGCAAAGUCAUUUUUGUUGGCAAAAUAGGCUUCAUUCUGCCAGUAACUUUGAGGUUAUUUUAAAGCAUUGGCCUUGCCUCUUGUGAGUAAUGUCUACACGUUUUGUAACUUCAGUCUGGCAUAAAUCCAGGUGCAGUGUUGACUGGGAAGCCAAAAUAUGUUAAACUUAGGCAAAAUCAUACUGCGUUUCAUCCUUUUCUCAAUGCAGAGAUGCCAUGUUCACAUCCAAGGGUUUGAGUUCACGUCUCUUGGUGGCACCGAGCAGAGAGUCUGAUGAGGAGAAAGUAGUUUUGAACAGAAAGGGAUGUUUUCAGAGAGCAGACAUGCUCAUCUAUGGGAUGUUCAAUGAACGAGGAGUGAAAACUCAGGAAGCCAGGUGGUUAUUUUUGAAAUAUAUCUAAAUUAUUAUUAAUAUGACCUAGGUGCUCGAGAGAGCCGCUCUGGCUCCUUGAAAUUAAAUAACAACAGAUGAUGCCUUACCUAGAUUGGGGUGGCUGUGGCCUGGGGGAAUGGGGGUCAUCUUUCACUUUAGGGCACAUAUAGUGCCUGGCACAGUGAACCCCCUCUCUUGCCGGUAUUGGUACUGCAACACCAAUAAAUAAAUGCUCUGGCAAAGUCAAGAAUGCCAAAACUGUGCCCAGCUGGAGUGCUGAAAACAAACAGAAAUGGAAAAUCUUACUGUUGCCAUACAGCCAAAUCCUGUUUUUCUUUGGGGAGAACAGUUAGCUGGCCUGCAUUAAGAGGUGAGAAAACUCCAGGCUCAUGAGGGCUUCAAGGCUGCUGAGAUAAGAGCAACCUGCCCCAAUUCUGUGGGACCUUCAGAUUUUUCCCAUUCUUAUUCCAAUUUUACUUGUUUCCUCACCAUUUUCAGAAGGCUGAUGUCUCAUAGGUUGUAUCAGUUGUAGGCAGCAGGGCCUCUUGUUCUACCUUUUCUUAUUUCUUUCUGCUACCAGACCUGUUGGCACACUGAUCUGCACAGACAAAUCUUCAAAUGGUGCAAAUGAAGAACACAAGAAGGUCUAAACCGAGGAGUCUUAGCUCUAAACCGACUUUCUUUUAACAAGCCAGAGGAACAGAAACAAGACCUGAAAAUUCUCUUUGAAAUUUCUCAGCUGGCCAGGAUAGGUAGCGUGAGCUUUUCUCCCAUAUGGUUCCACCUUUAACAGCCCACUAUGUGAUGCAGCAAAUUGCUCCAGAUCCUUUAGCACCAGAAAUCACAGGUCUCUGGGACAAGCUAAAGGGCUUUCCCUGCUGUCACAUCACCAGAUGGGGACCUGCAUGAACCUGGAACCAACCAAUCGUCCUGUGCAACCUCUGCUGUGAUUUUGCUGGUGGUGACCUUGUGUCCCCUUUCAUACCACACUUCAUUAGGAGGGCAGUGCUCGCUUCUUCAUGAUGACAAACUAGAAGAGUCACUUGGAUCAGUUCAGCUUUCUGGGCUUUGCCCAUACCCUGUCACUCUUCAACUAACAAGCACCCUCGGUACCUAACAGAAGUCUCAGUGCUGGAGAUGUGGAUCUGGCCACACUGAACUGUCACACAAUGAUGGAGACCAGUUACUGAUCUACUGGGUGGAUCUUCUCCUGCUACAAAUGUGGUAUCUCGUGGGUGAGUCCCUGUUGGGCUCAGGGCAUAAAGAAAACACCUGUGGGGCAUUUGCUGCGAGUUGUGAGUGAUGGCUAUCUACUUCUGAGGCAUUUAUAACCUGGCAGUUGUACAGAGCUAGCUACCAUGGUAGACCUGGCUACCACCAGCCAUGACCUCCAACCACACCUACCAGGGAUGGGAGAUUAUUUUAAUGCCUAGUACAGAACCACUCCAAAAGAAAGGGCUCAAAAUAGAAAUCAGUGGGGCUUUAGUUUCUUCUGAUUCAGCCAAACUGCAAGCUCUGUUCUGUCAUGCCUUCUUUUAAUUUCUUGGGCAGGUUGUACCAAACAGAGGACAGAGAUUAUAUUUGACAAAGCACUUUCGUUGCUCAUGCACAGUUGACUCCUCUUUGGCAAGAAAAACAGGUAGUGGCACAGAAAACAAAACAAAAGAAAAAAGGAGAUUGAUCUCUUUGGAAGGAGAUCUGGGAGAAACCAGCAAAUGUUAUCUGUGUGUGUGUGUGUUAGAAAUGGCUUGGGCAGAUCGGAAGAAGAACCUCUAGAAGACCUGUACAUACUGCCUUGUGGAAAAGUCCAGGUAUGAUAAGCAGAGGAAGAGGAGUCUUAAUGUCACACACUUAACAUUGGCCUUCCAGGCAAGACACUUUAAAUGUUUCUGGAGAGGACGCAAAUUUUUUAACUUCACCUCUAAAUAGAGUCAACAGCUGGGAGGUGGUUUCUGAAACCUCCCACAGAAGCUGUAACUGUGUGUUGCUUUAACUUUCACUAGAAAUUAACAUCCUGCGUGUCUCAGUUGCUUUUGAAGUGUUAAACAUUAUUAAUAUACUUGUUCAACACCAACCUGCUGAAAUGUGCUUGAUUAUCUUAGAAAACACUGUACAAAAAUUGUUGUUUCAUGUAAAAUGCUUGGCUUAGAUUUUCAUUACUGAGCUACACUGGCAGGUUACAGAAUAUUUGAUCACAGCUCAGAGAAACUGGUAGGUUUAUUUUUGGUUUGACAUGAAAACAGGAACAAGCUGGAGUAAAAACGAUCUUAUCGUAAACUCUGUCCGCAAUGUUUGUUGGGCCACUUGAGUCCUGAAGAGCUGACUGUUUGGGGGGAUUUAUCCAGGCAGUUUGGUGGCUUCUACAGCUCUGUUCCUGCAGCUUAACAUGGGAGCAGACCUGAGUCUAUGGCCUUAAUCUGAGAUUGCAGCUCAAAGCUACCUCUUCCACUGGCCAAAUCUGACUACCUUGAGCUGAGAAGUGUAAGUUACAGCUGAUUUCAUCCUCUCUCCUCUCCUCACCUAGUUUUGCUAUAUUCAGCCUGGAGAUUUAGUUCCCUUGAGCUCAAAGUGAGGAUAACUCACUGUAAGACCCCACAGUUUUAUAAAGGAAAGCAUGAUACUGCCCAGUGUAUACCAGAAAAAUGGUUCUUUCCAUGCCUGUUAACAACGGUUGAACUACUAACCCAGGAAGGUUUAGCUUUAAACCUAAUCGAGUAUAAGUGGCUUUUGCCAUUAGAAAAAAAUGCAUAUUCCCAUCCUUUGUAUUCCUGUCUUGUCUGAACUCUCUGCUGGGGCAGAGAGGUGAGCGUUGGUGCGGCAUGCUGUUAAUCUAUGCAAAUUUCCUAUAAGUGUUUUGAACUGUUUGUUUUGACUAAAAAAAAAUCUGUAGAACCCACAGAUGUGAAGUGCUGCCAGAUGGAUUCUGAGAAAUUCCCAUCUGAAGAGAGUCUAUCAAGUGACCUCUUCAAAUAUUAUUUUGAGGUUUCCUUUCUCUUCACAGCGUUCUUGUCAGGGCCAUCCAUUUGGCAGUGUGUGAAAUCAGAUUUACCAAGUCAUUACGCUAUUUGGAAAUUUCCCCCAGACAGGACUUUCUCACCAAAGGCCCAGUACACAUCAGCGUUUCAACGCUCUGCUGAGCUUGUCUUCUUUGUAAAGUGCACGAGACCUCACUUCAGCGACUGCGCCCGUAAAGGAGAAAACUAAAUGGAAAAGUCAGUGAGGAGGGUUAGCAGGACACGUGCUGAAAAUGUGACAGUAGCGGGACCUUUGCAUUUAUAGCAUCAAACAUUUAGCAAAAUAAAAACCAAGGUGUUGCUGCAGACAGCUCGUGUGGCAGGUUUGAACCCAUCGCCUGUGCGGCUGCUAUCGCUACCUGCUCUCGGGGAAGGACAGACGUCCACACGGCAUGAGAGCGCUGGAGCUUUCCUGUGCAACGCCUUGAGUGUUAGUCUGGUAUCUUCUUGGUUGUGUUGUUUGGUAGCUGUUCAAACAAAGCUGUAUCUGCUAGAGCUCUGUCUGGUUCUUAACGUUACAGCUCAACAAGUUCUUCUGUUCUCAGUCUGGACUCAUUUAGGACGAAAACAGAAAUUGCUAAUCUAAAAUUUCAUGAUGCUGUGUCCUGGCUUUGUGAUCAAGAGUCCUUCCCCAGCCGUGCCACCUGAUAGUCCUGCACAUACUGUAUUUGUAGCAAAUAUUUUUUAAAGUGCACCUUUUUUUUUUUUUUCUGAAAUACAAAAUGUUAAUGUGCUUUAUUUUCUGUGGCCCGUUGCGCAAUGGGAAAAAAAUGAAUGUUAAAAGUGUGUCAGUGUCUCCCUUGUAAUAUUUUCUGUGACAAAGGGAAGGAAGCUGGUGUGAAAUCCUUUUGUGUCGCAAUGGGAAACACUCUUUCAAUGUAACAUGCUAUUAUUGAUACUGUAUUUCUUGAUCAAACUGUAAUGAAAUGGUUACUUCCUGAUAUAGCCUUUGUACUGUCUGGUAUUUUAUUUUAUUUUAUUUUGUCAUUUAUUGAUCCUAAGAAAUAAAUAUCCAAAUUUAA
Harpia harpyja (harpy eagle) is the source of this 5798-nucleotide messenger RNA. It is a transcript of the gene NTSR1, whose product is annotated as neurotensin receptor 1. Gene Ontology annotation, molecular function: G protein-coupled neurotensin receptor activity. The coding region runs from base 72 to 1283 and encodes 403 amino acids. The transcript is spliced from 4 exons. Gene Ontology annotation, cellular component: plasma membrane. NCBI's taxonomy places the organism in Eukaryota, Metazoa, Chordata, Aves, Accipitriformes, Accipitridae. Gene Ontology annotation, biological process: neuropeptide signaling pathway. The record is from RefSeq and is a predicted model, not a curated record.